Molecule: messenger RNA, 1293 nt
Organism: Belonocnema kinseyi
Lineage: Eukaryota; Metazoa; Arthropoda; Insecta; Hymenoptera; Cynipidae
Product: probable glutamate receptor
Exons: 5
Coding region: 1-1293 (430 amino acids)
Cellular component (GO): membrane
Molecular function (GO): ligand-gated monoatomic ion channel activity
Source: RefSeq, a predicted model, not a curated record
AUGACAGUUACUUUAAAGUUGGAGCAAAACUUCUUGCCUGUUAAGUAUACCGAAAGUUUGAGUGACGAUAAACAGCCGAUGAACGUAAUUUUUAUCAAUUGCGAAAGAGACGUGAAGAAAGUGAGAAAUUUAUCAAAAGAUUUAAGCCUCUAUGGAAACAUAAAUCUGCUCCUAUUUGUGAAAGCAUUUGAAUCCCCUUUGAUCGCAACAUGUACCAAUCCAGUUGGGAAUCCAUUCCUUCUAAGCGAAGGCGUUUCAUUCUUUGUCAAAUGCUACGAAGACAUUGCAAUUCGAGAAUGGUACGCUUUUAAUAAAAAUCAACUGGAAAUUUACGAAAGGGUGACUUGGGAACCAGAAAGAAGACUCAUUCUUAAAUCGAGGAAAUUAAUGCAAAGCGAUAAUGAUAGUGUGAAUGGAAAAGUUCUGCGUAUUGGAAGAUUUUCGAUGUCUGACAAAUUCGAUGAAUAUUUGGAUGAAUUAUUUCUUGCCCUGAAAUUGGCUGGCAAUUUUACGACUAAGACUAAUGAAAUCAAAGGAAAUGUUCGCAGCGGGUCUUGGAACUCAAGCAGCCAGACAUGGUCAGGUGGUAUGGGCCUCAUUCAAAAUCGUGAGAUCGAUAUUUUAGGAUACGUAUUGCCGCCAUUUCCAACAAUUUUACGUUACGCUGAUUUAACUGUACCUCUACAAAACAUUGAUUUACGCAUUUAUAUCAGAAAGCCAACAUCUAAAGUAGGAAUUUUGUGGGCUGGUUAUUUGAAGCCAUUUACUUACCAAACUUGGUGCGCUCUGAUUGCGGUUCUUCUAGUUACUGUAACUCUUCUAACAUUCUUGAGACGCAAAGUAGAAAAUGGCUUAUACCACGGUGCCAUUUCAGAAAACUUUCUACAUGUUUGGGGAUGUUACUUUCAACAGGGAUUACCAGAAUUUCCGGAAGCUUUACCUCUGCGAAUAUUUUAUUAUUCAACAAUACUUUUUGGAUUCUUCAUGUUUGCUAUUUACUCGGCAUCCUUUGUAAGUGAAUUGACUAUACUUCAGGACAAUUUACCUUUCAAAUCAGCGGAAGGAUUUGUGAAAGACAAAUCCUACAAGCUAGCAACUAAUUCUCCUCUCUUUUAUGAUGAGCGCGUGAAAAACGGUUGGACUAAUUUGGGAGAACCAUUACCUCCAAUAGGUCCAUGUGAGGUUUCUGGUGCCCCAUCACGCGCUGCUGAUAAGGUUCAAGUCCCGGUGAUCUGUGCCGGUCUCAUGGAUUUGGGGGGGAAGGCAAACAUACUUCGAGAGGAGUGUAUGUGA